Messenger RNA from Ctenopharyngodon idella (grass carp), 867 nucleotides. It is a transcript of the gene zp2l1, whose product is annotated as zona pellucida glycoprotein 2, like 1. The record is from RefSeq and is a predicted model, not a curated record. Gene Ontology annotation, cellular component: egg coat. Gene Ontology annotation, molecular function: acrosin binding; structural constituent of egg coat. Gene Ontology annotation, biological process: prevention of polyspermy; binding of sperm to zona pellucida. NCBI's taxonomy places the organism in Eukaryota, Metazoa, Chordata, Actinopteri, Cypriniformes, Xenocyprididae. The transcript is spliced from 7 exons.
AUGGCCUGGCAACAAACUUCUUUGAGUUUCGAGGCGAAACAGCCAGCACCUCAGACAGAUCCUCUUCAGAAGUGCAAUGUGGAAGACUAUGAGAAGGUGCAGUGUGGAGAGCCUGGCAUUUCUUCUGCAAACUGUAAUGCUAUAAACUGCUGUUUUGAUGGACAGCAGUGCUAUUAUGGCAAAGCAGUGACUGUCCAGUGUACAAGAGAUAGGCAAUUUGUAGUUGUGGCAAUGAGAGAUGCAACUCUUCCACAACUGAGCUUGGAGUCUAUCAGUCUUUUGGGAGGAAGUGAUCCUCCUUGUGGUCCUGUUGGCACUACUGUAGCUUUUGCCAUCUACCAGUUCCCUGUCACUGCUUGUGGCACUAUGAUGAUGGACGGUGACUUUCUAGUCUAUGAAAAUCGUGAUACUUUAUCACGAAUGUCUUCUACCUAUAAAGUAGGUAUUGGACCUCUAGGCUCCAUCACAAGGGACAGCCAUUAUGAUUUGUUCAAGUCUUCUAACUUGGGAGUCUUCCCUUUCAGGCUCCUCUUCCAGUGUAGAUAUUUUGGCACCAGUGUUUAAGCCCUGGUUGUUGAAGUCCACACUGUUCCUGAUCCUCAGAGCCUGCCCCAGUGGGAUGAUCUUGUGAAUGGUUGUCCCUACCAGGAUGAUCGUUACCUGACCACUUUGAUCCCUGUGGAUGGGUCUUCAGGCCUGCAGCUUCCAACCCACUACAAACAGUUCACACUCAAAAUGUUCACAUUUGUGGAACCUACAUCUCUAGCUCCCUUGAUGGAGACUAUCUUCAUUCAUUGCAGUACAUCAGUUUGCUCCCCAACUGCAGCAGACUCUUGUGUUCAGAGUUGCAACAGGAAUAUUCUUUAA